This is a messenger RNA of Trichobilharzia szidati, 1749 nucleotides long. NCBI's taxonomy places the organism in Eukaryota, Metazoa, Platyhelminthes, Trematoda, Strigeidida, Schistosomatidae. The record is from the annotation of a GenBank genome assembly.
GUCGGGGGUUAGUAUAUGAGGCCAGUUCGAAGUAAUUCUCGUGAUGGAUUUAACUAUACUGUGUGGUCAGGGUGAACUCUUACCUUGUGACCCAGAAUGUUUGCUAAUAUAUUGCUAUAUAAAACUGAAAGGUGCCCCCAUUAACUUGAAAAUGCAGUCACCAGUAGAUGGUAAUGCCAGUGGUUAUCCAAUUCUCUGUCACGACAGCAAAAAUUACAGUGGAAUCCCGGUUAUUCUCACUUAUCUCAGGAAAGAAGUAAGUUCACUGGCCUUUUUUGUUGUUUCUAGAACUUCUGACUUUGAAUUUCCAAAACUCCUUUGAAUACUUUACUGAUAACAGUCUGAGAAUGCACCUGUAUUCUAUAGUCUAAGUGGGUAAUUUUGAUUGGCAAAGACUUGGGUUAAAGGGGUUACAACUCUACACAAUUAACUCAUAUUGGCCGCUUUUUCCCCAUGUCCUGAAAAAUUUUUUAUUGUCCCUAUUUUUCCCAGUUUACCUACUUUUUCAACGAGCACUUUACCCAUGUUACAACGGAGAACAACCCACUUUACCCAAUUCCAAACGGAAAACUGCCCACGUUUUUACCCACAUAUCCCAGGUCAAAAAAAUUCACCGACUGAUUUAGUGUUACUGUAACCAUGACUCGAAGUUUGAUUUCAUAUGGUCUCCUCCAACACUUACGAUAUAAUUAUGGUUUAGAAUAUGAAUUAUCCGAUACGGAAGGUGUUAAACUAUGCGCUCUUAUCUCAGCUAUUGAGCGUCGACUAGCACCUGCUGUCAAUUGGUUUCUAUGGGCAGAUGAUUGUGUUUAUACAAAAUUCACGAGAAGAAUGUAUUUUGAAUCAAUUGGUUUCAUGCGCCAACUAUAUAUACCACAUAUAUGGCGUAAUGAGAAAAUAAAAAGGGCGAAAUCUUCUCAGUUAGUUAUUUGCCUUAAGAAUAUGUCUGAAUUAGAAAUUGGAGAGCAUUUAUAUUCUUUGGCCAAAAUUUGUUUUACAUCACUUUCGUAUGUUUUAAAUGAGAAUACUUAUUUUGUGGGAAAUAGACCAACUGCUGUAGAUGCUUAUGUAUUUGCAUUUCUUUGGCCAUUACUUCUCUAUGAAUCUGAGCAUGGUGAUUCGAAUUGGUGGGAUAUUGAUUAUACUAAGGUGCCGUCAUCCGUAGCAUCGUUAUCGUCAUCAUCAUCAUCUGCACAUGUACAAUCAAGUACACAUCAAUUAAUUACACAUUUGCUGCAAUGCCCUAAUUUAAUUCGUUAUUUUAAGCAUAUAUUGGUGAAAUAUUUUCCGAAACAAGUUAAAUACUUUAAAAAAGAUAAGUCUUCUCUUGUAGACAAAUCGACUUUAUCACAUCCAGUGCGGGAUUGUAUUCUCUGGGGUACAGGUGUAGCCGGUCUAUUUCUCACUUAUGCGUAUUAUUCAAAUAAUUUAAAAAUUCUGCAAAGAUUUCGAUCAACAUGAUGAUUGAUGAGUCAGUGAUCUCAGUUAGUUCGGUGUGUAGUUCAACUCAGCUCAGCUCAGCUCAACUCAACUCAACUGAACUCAUGUCAGGCAUAAUUUUAUGAUCCAUGACGAGAAUAUAUUCUUCUUCGUUUUGACCGUGAAAAAUCCUGUUAAUUAUAAUCUCACUUUUCAAUUCAUGCGCAUAAUCAGAGAUGACAAAAGGAAGUAUUAGAAUUUAGCAUAAUUUUUGUAAAUAUAUAGAAUUACCUGUAUUUUUAGUGUCUGUAAUUUUACUUGUUAACAGAG